Molecule: messenger RNA, 1874 nt
Organism: Ceratitis capitata (Mediterranean fruit fly)
Lineage: Eukaryota; Metazoa; Arthropoda; Insecta; Diptera; Tephritidae
Exons: 2
Coding region: 995-1813 (272 amino acids)
Source: RefSeq, a predicted model, not a curated record
UUUCUGUAAAUUAAAUAUGAUUAUUUCACCAAUAUGUGUUUGUAUGUAAGUGAAGUCAUUUACACGAACUUGUUUAUCCACAAUUUUACUUUCUUUAGAGUUGAUUACGAAUUGCAUAUUCAUGUGCAAUGGCCAUAUGUGUAUAUAUGUUAUGUAUUUAUGUGUAUACAUAUUUGAUUGAGCCUUUUCAAUUGUUUCGAGCUGUGUGACUUGUUUUUCUGCAUCUACCGGCUUCUAUUGAGCAAUUGCAUUUUUGUUUUGUUUAAUACUCGAACACACACGACAAGUGGUUCCAGUUUUCAAAAGUUUUUCGCUGUUGAAUUGUCGCAUGGUAAUUCUUGUUGGUGUUACAUUAACAUCAUUACGAUUACUUGCUGCUGAAUUAGUUGAAUGGAGAUGCAGUCGACGUACUAGACUUGCAAUACAAAAACUGUUUAUGCAUUUGAGUUGUUAACACACUUACUAUACUCGUGUAUGCAUAUAUGUAUUACAUUUAUGUAUUUUCUGCCUCAUAUUAGUUAUAAGGCAUUAUACCAAAUCACACAUCAAAUUAUGCCAUUCAUUCCAACUAUGAUACUUAGUUCCACUUCCCUGUGAGUAGGUAAGCCUUUGACAGACAACAGGAGUACGCUAGAUGCUACAACAAAACAGUAAAGAGGCAGUUAUUUACUAUUUCCCAGUUCGUUUAGAGACAGGUUUUUGGCGAAAAUUGAGUUACCUGCACUGCAGAUGACUUCCGAGCUUCCGUUUUUGGUAGUUGUAGCAAACAGUAGGCACACAUAUCUGCGUACAUGGAAAUGCAUAUACUGUGGCAAACUACCCCACUUGCUUUCUUUGUCGUCGUGACGCUUUUCCUAUGAUAUAAAUGGCAUUGUGCCUCUACUGGAGGUUUAUUUAACGCUCUGACGUGAAUGUGUAUUACGAGUUGCUAAGCGAAUAUAUUGCUACGGGUAUAUUGCUUUCAGUUAUAUCAAGGAGUUCAAACGUGUUAAGGAUGACUAGAAGUGUGUUUUAUUUCUCUUGGUUUAUGGUGCUGAGCAUCGUUGCAGCUGCUCCAUCGAAACACUCUGAUCAAGUGGUGCCCUCAAACAGUGACAAAAUGAGCACCACAGUGAUACCAAAAUACCCAGUUGAAGAUAUUCAGUUAAUGCAACCACAUUAUAUUACACUUCAAGAUUUCGAAUCGUUGCUGCGUCGCGCUGGGGAGCUGUUUCGGCCCAAUGCUUAUCUAGUAGAUGAAACAACAUCAACACCGUCACAGAAAAAUACCAAAAGUAAAUCUAUAGCCACUCCUACUGACGUGUCUGUACCGUAUCGCCAAAUCCAACCGCCUGCGUCACAGCCCUUUAAUUUCUACAUGCCAGUAUUCGACUACGACCAUGGCAAAUUGGAUAUGAAAAGUAAGCAUUUGGAGCAUAUUGUACCACCACCUCUGCCUGGCAAGGGUAAUGAUCAUAUCAAUUACUAUGCCGCAAAACCAAAGAAAUUACCGAAAAAAUUCAACGCAGGCACUAAACAAGUUAAUUUGAAAUGGUUAAACACUUUUGAAAAAGAAGCGCUUACAGAUCCUAGUGGUCAAUUACCAAAAGCAGUGUAUUUACUUAACGAUGAACGGAAUCGUAUCAAUUUCGAUGAUUCUUUCUUUGGAGUGGAUAUGCAAGUUAAAAUUCCGAAUAAUCAACCACACAGGGAGGAGCAUGUUAGCAGUGCAAAUGCACAGGAUGAGUUUCUUAAUCAAGGGGAAGAGGGUGGUGAAGAAGAUUUGGUUGCGGCUGCAACUGGGCAAUCGAUACGAACUGUAGCACGCAUCUAGUCUAAGAGUUCAAUCUUAAUUUAUUUUUGCAAUUUAUGCAUGUAUAUGAGUGUGGGCCCCC